This is a messenger RNA of Pogona vitticeps (central bearded dragon), 2075 nucleotides long. NCBI's taxonomy places the organism in Eukaryota, Metazoa, Chordata, Lepidosauria, Squamata, Agamidae. The record is from RefSeq and is a predicted model, not a curated record.
GGAUGCUCAGCCCCCCGCCCUCUGGCCGGGUCGGCUCGGAGCGCGUCCCCAGCCCGAGGACGGCGGCGGGCGCGUCUCUGUCCGAGUCGGAGGCGCCGGAUCGCGCCCGGGCAGCGGCGGCUGGGAAAAGUCGCGUCUCCCUCCCCCCCUCUCUCUUUUUCUUUCUUUUCUCCCCCUCACAACUCCACACCCCACAAGCCAAAAAGAGCCCCCCCGGGGCGGGGAGGGGAAAAGCAGAUUAAGGGACUUGUCAAGUCCGGACGGCUCCGACUUGCUCCGGCGUGCCUUUUGGAAAAAAAAUCUCUCUCUCUUGGUUUGGUUGCGCGCUGGUGGAAAGCGGGUUUGUUUUUUUUUUUUAAAGAUUUGGGGCCAGGAGGAAAAAAAAGAGAGAGAGGUUCUUGUGAUCUCCUUCAAAGAAGAGGUGCUGUCGAAGUUACUUCGGGGUCCAAAAAAAAAGGAAGCAGAAAGAAGUGGGGAAAACGUCUCCCCUAACUUUUCCACUUUUUCUUUUCUCAAACUCCCACGAAGUUUUGCAGCAUGGUGGCAGUUUUCCUCUUCUGCCUCUUCUCUCUUGGCCGGGUGGAUUCUCUGAUGUACCCGGCAACUUUAGCCCCGCAAGAUCCGAGCCUCCUCAUCGGCUCUACGCUCACGGCCAACUGUUCGGUCAGUGCCGACUCAAGGCUGAAGGCUGAGGACCUUUACUGGACCCUGAAUGGCCGGCGGCUCCCAGACGAGACUUACACGGUCCUUACUCCCAAAACCUUGAGUGUGACCUUGGCGAAUCUGAACGGAUCCCGCCAGCAGUCGGGGGACAACCUGGUGUGCCAUAGCAAGGAAAGCGGGGGGAUCUUGGCUGGAUCGUGCCUCUAUGUAGGAUUGCCGCCCGAGAAGCCGACCAACAUUUCAUGCUGGUCUAAAAACUUGAAGGACCUCACUUGCAAAUGGGCUCCCGGGACAGAAGGCGAGACGUACCUGCACACCAAUUACACUCUCAAGUACAAACUCAGGUGGUAUGGCCGUGACAACAUUUGCCAGGAGUAUCAGACCGCAGGACCCUAUUCCUGUCACAUCCCUAAGGACCUCGCGCUCUUCACCCCCUACGAAAUCUGGGUCGAGGCCUCCAACCGGCUCGGGGUGGCCAAGUCCGACAUGGUGAUGCUGGACAUUGUCGACGUUGUGACCACGGAUCCCCCCUCCGAUGUCCACGUCAGCCGUGUCGGGGACCUGGAGGACCAGCUGAGCGUCCGGUGGAGUGCCCCUCCCGCCCUGAAGGACUUCCUCUUCCGAGCCAAAUAUCAGAUCCAGUACCGAGUGGAGGACAGCUUGGAGUGGAAGGUGGUGGACAACGUGGGCAACCAGACCUCCUGCCGGCUUGCGGGGCUAAGGCCCGGCACGGUGUACUUCGUCCAGGUCCGGUGCAACCCAUUCGGCAUCUACGGCUCGAAAAAAGCCGGGAUCUGGAGUGACUGGAGCAACCCCACGGCCGCCUCCACGCCUCGGAACGGACGGAUGCCGGGGGUGUGCGAGCCUAAGAGCGGGGAACACAACAACACCAUGCGCCGGGAACUCAAGCAGUUCUUCGGGUGGAUGCGGAAACACGGCUGUUCUUACGGCUGCGCCAACCUGAGCAUCAAAAUGUACGACCAGUGGAGGGUCUCCCUGCAGAAGUCCCACAAAACACGGAACCAGGUCCUCUCUGGCGAUAAAUCUUAAGUGGGAUCGGAAGGGGUGCCAAAUGGAGCGUCCUUGAAGGCCCGCUGGGGAGGGUGCCGUGGGGCCGAAGAAGCAAACAACACCGUCGGAAGAUGGUCCACGAACACGGGUUGCAUUGCAAACGGGCAAUGCAGCAGGAAAAAUAUAUAUAUAUCAGAUUUUAGCUCUUCUUUACGAGCCGCAAAAGGAGACCGACCAUAAACAGGAAUCCCCACCUUUGAUUUUGCCAUCUUUAUAUUAUUGCUGCCGUACACAAUCCUGGAAUAUAUUUAUGUAUCUUGCAUACAUGGUUAUACAUACUUACUUUCGCUCCAUAAGACGCACCUUUCCAUAAGAUGCACCAAUUUUUUAGGAGAAGAAAA